Molecule: messenger RNA, 5168 nt
Organism: Phalacrocorax carbo (great cormorant)
Lineage: Eukaryota; Metazoa; Chordata; Aves; Suliformes; Phalacrocoracidae
Source: RefSeq, a predicted model, not a curated record
UCUGACUUUCCUUUUCCGGUUUUAGCAGCACGGAGUGCCGCCAGAGGGACGGCAGCAUGCCCCUUUCCUUGUAGGGAUGGGGGCGGCGAGGGAGGGGGGAUGCCGAGGGAAGGAAGAGUUUCUGAUGCUGUGGGAAUGUGAGCUCUCAAACUCUGUAAACAGCUGGUGACUCACUGCAUAACUAUGGCACCAACUGCCUGCGCGGCCCGCGGCGUCUGCAGGGAGGGGGCUGCCGGCCGUUUCCUUUACGCACUGGCAGCGCCUCUGCUCUCCUGAACUUGCCGGGACCGUUUGGCCAAGACGAGGAGCUUUUUCCUUCCUCCUCCGUGCUAGCGCCUACGUCUGCGCCUCUGGCCUGGAGUUGCAAUUUCUGAGCAGUUUUGUCCGGAAGACUGUGCUCAGGUUAUGACGACUAAUCCUAAACCGAACAAGGCAUUAAAGGUAAAGGAGGAGUCAGGAGAGAAUGCCCCUGUGCUGAGUGAUGAUGAACUCGUGUCAAUGUCUGUACGGGAGCUGAAUCAGCACCUGAGGGGUCUCACCAAAGAGGAGGUCAUCCGUCUGAAGCAGCGGAGGCGCACGCUGAAGAACCGGGGCUACGCUGCCAGCUGCCGCAUCAAGCGCGUGACUCAGAAAGAGGAGCUAGAGAGGCAGCGGGUUGAGCUGCAGCAAGAGGUGGAGAAGCUGGCCAGAGAAAACAGCAGCAUGAAGCUAGAGCUGGACGCCUUGCGCUCCAAGUACGAAGCACUCCAGACCUUUGCUCGUACUGUGGCGCGAGGGCCUAUUACCCCGACCAAAGUUGCCACCACCAGUGUCAUCACCAUUGUGAAAUCAGCCGAAAUCUCAUCCAGUUCUGUGCCGUUUUCAGCAGCCUCCUAGUGCCCUCGGUGGGGGGAACUAGCAGCCUUUCAGAGGGGAGGGGAAAAGGCUCUUACGCAUUGUUCUGGAGUCCUUGGUCGUGUCAAGAAUUGGCAUUUUAUCAAUUCUCUUCCAAAAGUGCAAAAAAUAGAGGAAAAAAAAAAAAAAGGAAAAACCCACCCCAAACAUAGAAAGGGAACUUAACUGGCUGCUUCUGUCUGGACUCGGUGGCUCCAUCAACCUCUCGUGUCCAGGAUUUGAGCUCUGUAUGCAGUACAAAUUGCAAGAUCUGCUUCCUCCUUCCCCUUGCCUCCCCAAACCCCUCUCAGCUGUGGGCAGCUUUCCAGCUGGGAGAAGAUACCUGAGGAGCCUCCGGAGUCUUCGUGAAUGAUGCCCAAGAGCCAGGAAACAGAUGGACCAUAGAAAUCAUCAUGUGAGAUGAAUGUAUGGGAAAAAGAGUUUCCUUUAGUGGCAUCCUACUCCCAGUAAGAAGGGUCUCCCCUACCUUCCCCGCUUCUGUCUGAUAUUACGAGGGCAGGGAUAUAGUCUUUUGGAUUAGAUUUCAUCCUGCUAUGAGUGGAUGGGAGCGGGAGGAUGAUGGAGACUAAUGCUUGGGUCUGACCACACCCAUUAGGAAUAACCUUUUGUUUUCAAUCCAUGCUGUUAAAAUAUGGAAAAAUAUAUAUUUUACAUAUUUUAAUAUGCCCCAUUACCUGUGUGGCCUAUAAAAACUACAUUGCAGCCUUCUGUAUUCCAAGCCCAGGUUUCCUGAUAGCUCCUUCCCUAAGGUGUGCCUGUGAAUUGGGUAUAUUUAUGCAGUUUAUUUCUUCCAACUGAUCCGCAAUCUCGAAGUAGCGGCCUUUUUUGUUUUUUGGGUUUGUUGUUUGUUUGUUUUUUUUUUCCGGAUUCCCUGAAGCUGAAGGGAAGGAGGCACAGUAAAUGCUGUGAAGAGCUGUGUGAUGGGGAGGAGAAGGGGAGACGAGGAGGAAAAAUGCUGCAAGUAUUAUCGGGUGGAGGCAGAACUGGCUGCAAGAAGGUGGGACGGUUCUGCUGGGAUCAGCACUAUGAGAAGGGGUUUGUGCAGAAUAUUUCAGAAAGAUGUUUUUAAAGCACUGAAGUGUAAUGAGAGGGCAGUAGUGUUCAGACGGGAAGAGAGAAGUUAUAGAGCCUCCUCUUUGACAAAAGCAUUGGUAGGUUAGCAAUGAACAUCCCAGCUGGAGAGCUGGGCUCACCAGUCUUUGACGACCAGAGAAGGGCUAUGGGAGGUUGGAUGGGAGCUGGAGGAGUCUUUUCCUCUCCGUGGCAUGUCAGGCGCUGAAGUUGGGAUCCAAAGAGUACGGUGUACAACCCACGGUGUUCAGACAACCUGUGUGAAUGUGACCCUGAAACUUGUUGCUUUCUCUUGGGAAUGGGUGAAUUAUCCCGAGAGGCGCACGGAGGGCAGGAUGGAAAAUCGGGGGUGGUGUGUGUGUAGGGGACAGAAGAAUUGGGAUUGAGAAGUCGUUUGUAUGGCUCUGAGCAAUGGUUUGGGAGAGCGAUUUCUGGCUUGGCAGUGGGCAGGAGGUGGGAGGCCAAAAGGAGAGAUUCUGCUGUUGCACAGCAGCACUGAAAAGAUGAAUGUUUCCAGGUCACUGUAAAAAAAAAAAAAAAUAGCUAUGUUGGUGUUUGUGUGUUUUGUUGUUGUUUUUUUUUCUUUUUGAAGUAGGAAAGAAAAGGGACUGUGAGUUUUGCGGGGCAGGUCAGAGACUUGUGGAAUGGACGAUGCCUGUUGUCAUGCAGGUGAGAGCGGAAUGAGAUUGCUGAAGUUUAAGAUGAGGAGAAGAGCUUAGAGGAUUUGCGCUCCAGAACAGAAAACAAAGAUCACGGAGAAUUCAUGAGUGUUUUGGACUGAAAGAGAAUAAUCAAGUGCCACCGUUGUUGCAAAGGGGACAGUGAACUGGCAUCUGACACCCAGUAUAAUUUGUUGUAUGAGGCUUUGUCUUGCCUUGAAUGGCAGUAAGUUUGUAGAAAUUUAGUGAAGCCCUACUUGUCUUUGGAAGAAGUUGUUAGCUUGCUUUUUCUUUUUUUUCACCUUGUCAUUGGAGUCUCUGGAUUUCCCAGGAGGGUCCUUUGUGAAAUAGGUUAAUGAAGAGAGAAACCUCAGACUUGGUUCUCGUUCAGUCCUCAACAUCAACAUCCGUGACCUUACUGAGCCAGAAAGGGUGUAAGUGAAACGCUUCCUGAAGGCUCGUUACCCCUGCCAGAUCCACGUGUUAUGGAGGGGAGCAGGGAGUUUCCUUCAAGUGAUUUUUCCAACAUGUAGAGUUUGGAUGACACUUAGCGUUACCUCAUUUCUCCUCCACUCCCUCCCUAUCUCCAAACAGGCAGAUCGAUGUCCUGUGUAUCAGUACCAGUUAUUGACUCCCACAGCAGAAGCUGAGGAAGAGAAAGAUGUUACUGUCAUUUCCUGGUCCUCUCAUGUUCUCCAGCUCACAGACAUUGGAAACUUUCCCAGACCUUACAGGUGCCUCCAAAAACAGGCAAAAUGGAGACUCCUGGCACUGUUGGGGCUUUAAAUGCAAACUUUAAUGAAAAAGGCCAGUUGACUUGAAAAUGCCCAAAUGCUUCCAGUCUUUAAAACAGCUCCAGAGCUCCAUAACAUGCUUGGCUAGAUAGGAACACCCUCUGGCUGCCCUUGACCCCCACGCCGGGGAAAUCAGACCGGUCACACCAAGGGGGAAGGAGAUUGAACUUUGUUCCAUGGGGUCUUCUUGCUGUUGGAAUGAGUUGAGAAACAUAUCUUUACGUGGCACUUCCCUUGUGGCCAAGUAUUCCUUUUUUUCCAGUUCUUGGAAGGGUGCCAAAGGCUUGUCCAAGUGAUUGCUAGUUUAGUGCUGGUAGGCACUUAAAUCUCUGGUCACUCGAUAAAGAACAAGAGGCCUGGGUGUUGUUAAAGCUGUUGAUACCAUAGCCAUGGUAGGUAAUCCAUAUUGGAUAUCCAUAAGGACCACGUGGAAAUAUUUAAAGAGAGAGAAAUAUAUAUAUAAAUAUAUAAUUAUAUACAUUUUAUCGUACAGAUUUUUCGUAAAAAAAAAAAAAAAAUUUUUUUUCCAAGUUUGAUACUGUAAAUCUUUAUUAAAAGAAAUUGCCAGUCCAGGGCUCCCUGGGUGGUGACCUGGAGGGGAAUGAAAUGUCCUGGCUAAACUUCCACAGAGGGAUCAGAAUUGCAAGGUAACGUGGAGGGAGGAAUGACCCGAAAGCUGUUGACUGCGUUGGAGACCUGGCUCCUCCACCCUGGAGGGCCCUCCAGCUUGGGGUUGUCGCAUUGCAUUCCUCUGGGGUUUGGUUUGUUUCUGUUGUUGUGUUUUGUUUUGUUUUUCUCUCCGUCCUGCACUUGCAAGCCUGACACCCAGGGCGAGCGCUGCGUGGGGAGCUGGCUGCCUGCAGAGUCGCCCAGGCAGCUCCAGCAGCGCUCCCCCACAGCCAUACCUCUCGCUUGUCUCUUUGCUGCAGUAGUUUGGAUGCCGGGGCUCCCUUCUCUGCCCCUCUUAAUUUGUACUCCCCCGCCCCACUGAGGAGUGGGGGCUCUGGGUUUGAGUGCUGGGAUCCUCUCCCCUGGGCCUGGCCUUUCUUUGGUUGCUCCCCAUGCGCAGUGUGACGUGGGAACCAUGGGCUGGAGAAGACAGAAGCGUUGGGCAGGGACCGGGAGGGACAUCUCAGUUCUAGUAGACGUGUUUGCUGUGCUCUCUACUGGGAGUGGGGAACCUUUCCCUCCAGGGCAGCUCCAGAUCCCUUUGAAGCAACUCGGCGUCUCUGCUCUUGCCUAACUCUACCGUCUGCCGGAGGAGACCGCAAAGUGCAAGCUUAGAGACCUGGGUGACACCGCAGCUCGGGGGCGACGGGGUGCUGGCGGGUGAGCCGGUGUGGAGGCGAGCUGUGGCAGGGCCAGGCGCGAUGCCAGGGGAGCGCGGAGCGGUCAGGCCUCUGGAUGGCUCAGACCCGGGGAGGAGGAGGAGGUGGCAUUUUUUUCUCUCUCAAAUCAUUUAAACUUCAUUGUCAUGAUUGUUUUUAUUUAAAAAAAAAAAAAAGAAACAAAACAAAAACUAAGAACUUUUGUAAUGUGGAUUUGUUUUCCUUCGUCUGUAUUUCAGUCUGCUGGGGUGUUUCCGUAGAUGGUGGAUACUUGCUUUCAUUUUUUUAAUGAUAGAAGUCUUCUGUUUUAAGUUGUUUUUUAUCACCAGCUCAUUCUAUCCUCUGUGGUUACUCAGUAAUUUCAUUUCAAUAUUUAUUUUUGUGCUGCUUUUUUAUUAUAAAAUAAAUUAUUGAUAUACCAA